UUUCGGUGCCGCGUUCCCGGGGCACUCCGAGCCCCUCCGCGCCGUGCGGUGCCGAUCCGUCCCGGCUCCGCGCGGGGUUCGGCGCCGAAAGCUGCACGCGAGCGCUGCGGGGGCUGCGACUCAGCGCAACAGAUGGGAUGGAAGGAGCGCAAACCGGGGCGAAACGCGGCGGCGCAGCUCCCGCCUCCCGCUUAGCCGAGGAUGGGGCGUCGGAGGGUUCGGCACCGCCGGGUGCGCCGCGGACCCCGGCGGGGCUGCGGUGGGACGCGGUUGGCGGCGGCUCUUUCCCGCACACGGUGCUCUGCGGGGGCAGAGAUUUGUCAGAUCUGCGGGAGACCACAGGGAGAGUGGAUAUUCGUGAAAUCAAAGAGAUUCGUCCUGGAAAGAAUUCCCGUGACUUUGACCGGUACCAGGAGGAUCCGUACUUCCGACCCGACCAGUCCCACUGCUUCGUGGUCCUCUAUGGCACAGAGUUCAGGCUGAAGACCCUCAGCUUGCAAGCCACAUCCGAGGAUGAGGUCAACAUGUGGAUCAAGGGACUGAACUGGCUGGUGGCAGAUACUCUGAGGGCUGCCACCCCCCUGCAGAUUGAAAGGUGGCUCCGGAAGCAGUUCUACUCACUGGACCGGAACCGGGAGGACAGGAUCUCUGCCAAGGACCUGAAGAACAUGCUGUCCCAGGUCAACUACCGCGUGCCCAACAUGAGGUUCCUGCGGGAGCGCCUGACGGACAUGGAGCAGAGGAAUGGGGAUAUCACGUACGGGCAGUUUGCACAGCUCUACCGCAGCCUGAUGUUCAGUGCCCAGAAAACGAUGGAUGUCCCGUUCCUAGAUAGGGGUGGAGAAAGGUCCGAGCACUUCAGGGUGUCGCUGAUGGAGUUCCAGAAGUUCCUGCUCGAGUACCAGAGGGAGCUCUGGGCUGCAGACGGCCUUCAGGUACAGGAAUUCAUGUUCAACUUCCUGAGAGACCCUUUGAGAGAGAUCGACGAGCCUUAUUUCUCCCUCGAUGAGUUUCUCACCUUCCUGUUUUCCAAAGAGAACAGCAUCUGGAACUCGCAGCUGGACAUGGUGUGUCCCGAGAACAUGAACAACCCCCUGUCCCAUUACUGGAUCUCCUCCUCACACAACACGUACCUGACGGGGGAUCAGUUCUCCAGUGAGUCCUCCCUGGAGGCGUACGCCCGCUGCCUGCGCAUGGGGUGCCGCUGUAUCGAGCUGGAUUGCUGGGACGGUCCUGAUGGUAUGCCGGUCAUCUACCAUGGGCACACCUUAACCACCAAGAUCAAGUUCUCUGACGUCUUGGUCACCAUCAAGGAGCACGCCUUUGUCACCUCUGAUUUCCCUGUCAUUCUGUCCAUUGAGGACCACUGCAGCAUCGCUCAGCAGAGGAACAUGGCUCAGAAUUUCAAGAAGGUCUUUGGGGACAUGCUCCUGACCAAACCCGUAGAUAUUUCUGCUGACGGGCUCCCCUCUCCAAACCAACUCAAGAGGAAGAUUCUCAUCAAGCACAAGAAGCUGGCAGAGGGCAGUGCUUACGAGGAGCUGCCCACUUCUGUUAUGUACUCAGAGAACGACAUCAGCAACUCCAUCAAGAACGGGAUCCUCUACCUGGAAGACCCCAUCAAUCACGAGUGGAACCCACAUUAUUUUGUCCUGACCAGCAGCAAGAUCUAUUACUCGGGGGAGACGACCAGUGACCAGGGAAAUGAGGAUGAGGAGGAGCAGAAGGAGGUGAGCAACAGCACCGAGCUGCACUCCACAGAGAAGUGGUUCCACGGCAAGCUGGGAGCAGGGCGCGACGGGCGGCACAUUGCUGAGCGGCUGCUGACAGAGUACUGCAUCGAGACGGGGGCCCCUGACGGCUCCUUCCUCGUCAGGGAGAGCGAGACCUUCGUUGGGGACUACACCCUGUCCUUCUGGCGCAAUGGGAAGGUGCAGCACUGCCGCAUCCACUCGCGGCAGGACGCCGGCAGCCCCAAGUUCUUCCUGACAGACAACCUGGUGUUUGACAGCCUCUACGACCUCAUCACCCACUACCAGGAGGUGCCGCUCAGGUGCAAUGAGUUUGAGAUGAGGCUGACAGAGCCGGUGCCUCAGACCAACGCCCAUGAGAGCAAAGAGUGGUACCACGCCAACCUCACUCGUGCCCAAGCUGAGCACAUGCUGAUGCGGGUGCCACGGGAUGGAGCCUUCCUGGUGCGCAAGAGGAGCGAGCCCAGCUCCUAUGCCAUCUCCUUCAGAGCGGAAGGGAAGAUCAAGCACUGCCGUGUGCAGCAGGAGGGCCAGACCGUGCUGCUGGGCAACUCUGAGUUCGAGAGCCUGGUGGACUUGAUCAGCUACUAUGAGAAGCACCCGCUGUACCGCAAGAUGAAGCUGAGGUACCCCAUCAACGAGGAGACGCUGGAGAAGAUAGGGACAGCGGAGCCGGACUACGGAGCGCUCUAUGAGGGGCGCCAUCCUGGCUUCUACGUGGAGGCCAACCCCAUGCCAACCUUCAAGUGUGCAGUCAAAGCUCUGUUUGACUACAAGGCGCAGCGAGAGGAUGAGCUCACCUUCACCAAAAAUGCCAUCAUCCAGAACGUGGAGAAGCAGGAAGGAGGCUGGUGGAGGGGAGAUUACGGUGGCAAGAAGCAGCUGUGGUUCCCUUCCAACUACGUGGAGGAGAUCAGCAGUCCCAACAGCCUGGAGCCGGAGCGGGAGCAGCAACUGGAUGAGAACAGCCCCCUGGGAGACCUGCUGGGAGGUGUCCUGGAUGUGCCGUCUUGCCAGAUCGCCAUCCGCCCCGAGGGAAAGAACAACCGCCUGUUCGUCUUCUCCAUUAGCAUGGCCUCAGCGUCACGCUUGUCCCUUGAUGUGGCUGCUGAUACACAUGAGGACUUGAUGGACUGGGUGAAGAAGAUCCGGGAAGCAGCCCAGACGGCUGAUGCACGGCUCUCUGAAGGGAAGAUGAUGGAGAGGAGGAAGAAGAUCGCCUUGGAGCUUUCAGAGCUAGUGGUCUAUUGCCGACCCGUGCCCUUCGAUGAAGAGAAGAUCGGCACGGAGAGGGCCUGUUACCGAGACAUGUCCUCCUUCCCUGAGACCAAGGCAGAGAAGUACGUCAACAAGAUCAAAGGCAAGAAGUUCCUGCAGUACAACCGCCUGCAGCUCUCCCGUAUCUACCCCAAGGGCCAGCGCCUCGACUCCUCCAACUACGACCCCCUGCCCAUGUGGAUCUGCGGCAGCCAGCUGGUGGCCCUCAACUUCCAGACCCCUGACAAGCCCAUGCAGAUGAACCAGGCCUUAUUCCUGUCCAGCGGGCAGUGUGGGUACGUCCUGCAGCCGGCCAACAUGCGGGACGACAUCUUCGACCCCUUUGACAAGAGCACGCUGCGGGGCGUCGAGCCGCUCUCCAUCUCCAUCGAGGUCCUGGGGGCCCGGCACCUCCCCAAAAACGGCAGAGGAAUCGUUUGUCCCUUUGUGGAGGUGGAGGUAUCUGGGGCAGAGUACGACAACGCGAAGCAGAAAACAGAGAUUGUGGCGGACAACGGCCUGAACCCCCUCUGGAGCCCAAAGCAGUUCCACUUCCAGGUCAGCAACCCCGAGUUUGCCUUCCUCCGCUUCGUGGUGUAUGAGGAGGACAUGUUCAGCGAUGAGAACUUCCUGGCCCAGGCGACCUUCCUGGUGAAAGGCUUGAAGACGGGGUUCCGAGCCGUACCCCUGAAGAACAACUACAGUGAGAACCUGGAGCUGGCUUCCCUGCUUGUCAAGAUCGACAUCUUCCCCAGCAAGCAGGAGAAUGGUGACAUCAGCCUCUUCGGUGGCUCCGUGCUGCGGGAGCGAGGCGGGGACAUGGCCAGCCAGCUGCUGGCCAGCAGAGCCAGGGAUGGCUCCUUCGAGGUGCGGUACCAGCAGCCCUUUGAGGACUUCCGCGUGUCACAGGAGCAGCUGGCGGAGCACUUCGAGAGCCGGGAGCGAAGGGUGCUGCGAAGGACCAGGGUCAACGGGGACAACCGGCUGUAGGGCCGGCGGGGAGCACCUCCCGUGCCUGUGAGUCUCACGGCACGCUGCGAACUGGUUUCUAUGGAAACGGCACUGCUAUGGCCUACUUUCAGGCAGCUUUUCCAGUUUCUCUGCUGAAGUGUGUUUGAGCGGAGAACUAAAAAAAAAAAAAAAAAAAAAACAGGAAAAAAAAAAAACAAUAAACGACCAAAAAAAAACCCACCCAAACACCCACCCGCCCUUAAGGAAGUGGAUGGAUGCGCACAGCCUGCCAGCUGCUGGGGUGAGAGACAAACCUGUCCGUAACCACAAGGAAUGGGGCAAGCAGAACACCCAGCACUGCACCGCCAUCCCACCGCCCCUCUCCUGUCUCGGGGUGCACGGGGCUGGGGGCUGCGGGCCCCCCUUGUAGCACUGCCUCCUCCGGGGCAGCAGCAGCCCCACAGCUCCAUGGCCACUAGCUUAACCUCCAAUAAACGUGUCAGUGUUACGUGCA
Messenger RNA from Gallus gallus (chicken), 4473 nucleotides. RefSeq names its product phospholipase C gamma 1 (gene PLCG1). The record is from RefSeq and is a predicted model, not a curated record. Gene Ontology annotation, molecular function: protein binding; calcium ion binding; phosphatidylinositol-4,5-bisphosphate phospholipase C activity. The coding region runs from base 138 to 3998 and encodes 1286 amino acids. Gene Ontology annotation, biological process: phosphatidylinositol-mediated signaling; positive regulation of epithelial cell migration; phospholipid catabolic process. The transcript is spliced from 32 exons. Lineage: Eukaryota; Metazoa; Chordata; Aves; Galliformes; Phasianidae.